AUGUCUGGGACUAACUUGCAGAGCACGACAGAAGUCAAGGCCUACGUAGGAUCGGCGGCGGCGGCAAUGGGGGCCUACACCAGGGUCAAACAACAUUUGAAGCAGGCCAAUCCGUCGACGGAGAAUGAUGAUCUUCUCGCCCAAGAGACGUUUCAUUACACCUUUACCAGCCAACAGGACGUUGUGCCCAACUUCUUUCUCGGGGCCAUUCUCGAGAAACCCUGCGAUAGUGACGAUCUCAGGAGGGCAAGAAGACCAGUGGUCAUGCUAGAGGCACUCCUGAUCACUUAUUUGGGUCUCUGCCCCCAGGGCAUUAACACUCAAUACUGCCCUGCCUUGGUGUGCAAAUUUAACGCCGUGCUCCGAGAGGGCCUCGAGCUGCCGAACUUGGCAGAUGUCACAUUGAACCGUUCAUGGCCGCUAUGGAACCAGUCAGGCGGUCGGAAAAAGUGCGGCAAUUGCCAUGGUAAUCACCGUGACAAGGACAGGUGCAAAGCCUGCAAGCACUUUCUUGCAACACAAGGCUAUGAACGCCCGAUCGUACCAUGUGAGGAGAGAUCCUGUUGUGUUAAGGACUGCACAGGCUCUACCAACCCACAAUGGUACUACCUUGAUCUGAGCCUUAUGGACCAGACCAAAGUGCGCUGCCACCGUUGUUACGUCUGGUGGAGGAAACAUGGAUGUGACCGCACACGGUUCAACCCCGGCCAGGAGUCUAACGAGACCUUUGUCUGCUCCACGUGCCAAGAGUCCGUCCAAGAUGGCUUCAUGAAGCGCUGCAAAGUUGACGUGCUGCGUCCCUGGACAGAUGAGAACAACCGGUGUCUCCCCCGUCACCUGAACCUCCAUCCUAUCAAGGUUUCGCCCAUGAGAAAUGACGAGAAUGGCAACACUCUUCCCGCCGAAUGCGUUAAAUGUGACAGAAAGCUCGCAGCAGACUCACGGAACUUUCGCCGAAUUGACAGUAGCCAGCCUUGGUCAGCAUCGAACUUACAAUGCAUCACACGUUAUGCAAGAUCAAAUGUCAAGAAGAAGUUCGGCGAGAAGCCGGAAAACACCAAUGCACCAAUCAAGAAGGACAAGGAUGGAAAUGUGCUUCCAUGUACAAUUUACAUAUGUUACGGAAAUUAA
Pestalotiopsis fici W106-1 is the source of this 1131-nucleotide messenger RNA. RefSeq lists its product as uncharacterized. The record is from RefSeq and is a predicted model, not a curated record. NCBI's taxonomy places the organism in Eukaryota, Fungi, Ascomycota, Sordariomycetes, Amphisphaeriales, Sporocadaceae. The transcript has a single exon. Bases 1 to 1131 code for a protein of 376 amino acids.